AUGCUCCCGAGCAGUUUGGGAAGAAGUUCCCUUCGCAUCCGCUCGACAUAUAUCGAGAUCUCCAACUACAUUCGGAAUAGACGGGCACCUUUAUUAUCAUCUUCAUUGCGCUGUUCCCUCAAUACCUGCAAGGCAUUUCAUACUCGGUCGUACUAUUAUGAGAAUCUUCAUUCUAUUCCAGUUCAUCGGCCCUUUCUAGAACAGUACAAGAAGGCCGUUGAAUUCCCUCCUGCCACGGAUGACUUUGAAUCUUUUCUUUCUCAGGCUGCGGCGGGUCAGGAUGUUGUUCUUCAUGGAUACCUAGGGAACCGAGCCGACCUUUCCAAGAAGCUGUCAUUUGUGCGUUUGUCAGAUCCAACAUUGAAGUACAAUGUCCAGAUUAUAUCGUUUGCAAAGAAUGAUGCUUUUGAGAAGCUCAGGUCUAUCAGUACGAACAGUCCGGUGGCUGUGAAGGGCAAGGUACAGAGAAAGAAGGGAGCCGACAAGGAUUCGUCAAAUGCAGAGUCCUGGGAAAUUGACCUGGAGGACAUCUACGUUCUCAAUGAUUUUCCUAAGGAGAUUGUCAUGAAUUCCGAAAUGGUGUUUUCCCCCGAACAGCGAUUUCUUCAGCUGCGCUCCGAUAGUGAAUUGCGCGAAGCUCUCCGAUUCCGGGCCCAAGUGCGCAACGUCUGCAGGGCGGAAUUGGAAGAAUGCCGGCCCCCGUUCCUUGAGAUUGAAACGCCUCUCCUGUUUAAGUCUACGCCUGAAGGUGCUCGGGAGUUUUUGGUGCCCACCAGAAGGCGCGGAUUCGCCUAUGCUUUGCCACAAAGUCCUCAGCAGUACAAGCAAAUCCUCAUGGCUAGUGGGAUUCCGAGGUAUUUUCAGUUCGCGCGCUGCUUCAGAGAUGAAGACCUGCGAGCUGAUAGGCAGCCAGAAUUUACUCAACUCGAUUUGGAAAUGUCUUUUGCGACUGGUGAGGAUGUCAUGAAAACUGUGGAAGGGGUCAUCCGCAGACUCUGGUCGUCCUUGAUGCAAGACCCUGUCCCCGCGGGGCCGUUCCGGAGAGUCCCCUACCAAGAGGCCAUGGCCCGAUAUGGCUCUGACAAACCAGACACCAGAUAUGGGAUGGAGAUCUCGAGGAUCGAGCAUCUCCUCCCUGUCGAUAUGGUCAGUAAGAUUUCUCCAUUGACCAAUCCUAUUGUGGAAGUUUUUAAGCUGGAGGGCAACGACAACGAUCCCGCAGCUACUUUCGAAUUUGUCACCCGAUUCCUCGACUCCCCCGAAGGUGCUGUGUUCAAUAACAACCCAGACGGCGGGCCAGGUGUUCUUGUCUUUGAUGCAAAGAAGCCACUCUGUGGACUUCAACCACUUGGUUUUGAAGCUGCAGAGCAUAUUGAGGAACUGCUCGAAUUGGAUCAUGGCGAUCUCAUCAUUCUCCAAGCCCGUGAACGGACUCCUUCCUUUUCUGGCGGCUCAACUGCUAUCGGCGACCUUCGCCGUGCUCUCCAAAAGGCUGCUGUCUCUUCAGGUUUCAAGCCUGCUCCCACCGGCUUCCACUUUCUCUGGGUUGUGGACUUCCCUCUUUUCUCUCCAUCGACGGAUUCGGAACCGGGCCAAGGUGGCGCCUCAGGCUUCUCAUCUACACACCACCCUUUCACGGCUCCGAAGACAUCUGCCGAUGUUGACCUCCUACUCACCGAGCCAACAAAGUCCGUCGCGGACCACUACGACUUAGUGGUGAACGGAGUGGAGCUCGGCGGCGGCAGUCGCCGUAUCCACGAUGCUGCCGUUCAAGAAUUCAUUUUCCGCGACAUUCUACAGAUGCCGCCCCAGCGGCUGGAAGAUUUCUCGCAUUUGCUAGAUGCGCUAAGAGCAGGAUGUCCGCCGCAUGCCGGGUUUGCUUUGGGAUUCGACAGACUAGUCGCCGUUAUGCUUGGUAAGGAGUCUGUGAGGGAUGUCAUCGCAUUCCCUAAGACUGGGAAGGGCGGAGAAGAUGCAAUGGUCAAGGCCCCUAGUCCGAUAACCGAGGAGGCAUUGGAGACAUAUCACCUGCGGUUGAGGGAUGAGAGAGAGAUCUAA
Molecule: messenger RNA, 2058 nt
Organism: Monascus purpureus
Lineage: Eukaryota; Fungi; Ascomycota; Eurotiomycetes; Eurotiales; Aspergillaceae
Source: the annotation of a GenBank genome assembly